Exophiala dermatitidis NIH/UT8656 is the source of this 1782-nucleotide messenger RNA. RefSeq lists its product as uncharacterized. NCBI's taxonomy places the organism in Eukaryota, Fungi, Ascomycota, Eurotiomycetes, Chaetothyriales, Herpotrichiellaceae. The record is from RefSeq and is a predicted model, not a curated record. The transcript has 2 exons. The coding region runs from base 892 to 1515 and encodes 207 amino acids.
UGGACGCGGGCGUCUGCAUAACAAUCAAAGGGCACCCUCGGAUAGCUGCAGCGAUGCUUGUUCAGACCGUAGUGUAACUUGGAAUACGGCCUGGUACUGUGGUACCUCUCAAUAAUGCUCUGCAGUUUUUGGUCUUCGAGACAAAGACAAAGGAAUUGACAGGAAGCAAGGGCCUGACGCUCGCGACGGCAGAUUCCAAGUUGUAAGGGCGGAGGUCCGUCAGGCACAUGCAACAACUGUCAUUGGAUGUAUCCCAACCCACCGGCCUUCUUUUCCUUGUGAAUUCCAACGCCACAAUCCAUCAAGUGCCGGACCAAAACGCCACAGCAAAGGAUCCUUGGGACCAGGCCACACUUGGUAAAGCUGUCAGCGUCCAUGGCCAAAUCACCCGCCUGGCUUGGGCCGUCAGGUGGUCAAGGGCGGGUGUCCACCGACCGGGAUUGUUCCAAGUUCCGCCGUCAUGGCCAGAGCCACGUUGGCAGGGAAUGGGCCCGAGUAUCUUGGACCACCGCGAGCAUCGACAAAAGGGAUCGACACGAGGAUCUUGCUGCUUCAAGCGAGAAACGAAGGCCACCUCCACCGCCAUGAAGUAAGAGGUCGGUAAGUCAGGUAGCUUGACUGGCGAGCGACACUGACAUGGGUACACGUACAAACUGGUAGCGAUGAUGUCGUUGUUGCAGCCUUUCCCCAUACCAAUGCCACCGGCUAACAAGUUUCUCUCCCGCCUUGUCAUCAAUCCCUUUCUCGACGGUUGUCCAUUGCUCACAUUACCUUCACCAACCGUCUGUUGACUUGACUUUUCAUUUUCUGUCGUUGUUUGACUCUGCAAGAAACAGAUAGCUUGCAACACAACUCUAUCCUUCCGUUUCACCACUGUGGCCACGUCCAGCCAUGUCAGAGCCACAGCAAACACCGACACCCGAAAAGACGCCCGGCAAGAAACCGAGCCGACCUCCCGCCCCAGAGCGUAGCGUUUCCGAAGUGUCCACCACCUCCGACGACCAAGGAUACGAGUCAAGAUCCAGAUCACAAUCACGUCGAAGGAGGAGACAGAAUCAGCGACAGCGAAAAGCAGCGCAAGGCAAUGCUCAAGCAGGAAAUGCCUCGGCGCAGUCCAUGGCCUCGAUCGACGAGGGCGAGGAAAGUCAACAGCAACAACUAGCACGACAGCCGCAACAGCAACAGCAGCAGCAGCAACAACAACAACAAUGGCUGCAGAACCCGGAUCCUCGCGACAUCACCGAGGCGCAACCUUUUGAGAGAAUAAAGCCUCCUUCUCAGUCGAUGGACGGCCCUGUCACCUAUGCUCGUAUGCUACGGGGUGAAAUCCCUUGGCGGGGAGCACCGCCCACACAACCGCUGGAGACGGCGCGACCAAACGACUCGAAGGACAGCAGUGGGAAAGACCCAAUGGAUCAGGACGGCUUGAAACUGCGCUUGGAGCUGAACCUGGAUAUUGAGAUUGAGCUCAAGGCCAGCAUCCACGGUGAUCUGACACUAGCACUAUUAAAUUGAUCAUCAGAGCUUGAUUUGGAACUGCCCAAAGUCAAGUUGCCCAAGUUGCCCAAACCGCCCAAGCUGCCGAAACUACCUCGCGCUUUGUCGUGACGAACGCAAUACACCCAAGCCCUGGCGUGUUGGGAACAGCGAGCGGCAUGUUGAGGACAUUGGACAAGGGGCCGUCUGUAUAGUUGGGAAAUGAGAUGAUCUGGGCUGUGGCGUUACCGGACUGCAAGCUAUGGAUUAAUUUGGUCAUCAAGUCAUAAUGUAUUACUGAGCUCG